This is a messenger RNA of Xenopus laevis (African clawed frog), 2808 nucleotides long. RefSeq names its product epoxide hydrolase 1. Lineage: Eukaryota; Metazoa; Chordata; Amphibia; Anura; Pipidae. The transcript is spliced from 9 exons. The record is from RefSeq and is a predicted model, not a curated record. Bases 215 to 1648 code for a protein of 477 amino acids.
UCAGAGGAAAAGAACAAGAAUCAGAGCAAUAUCAGCAUGUGGUGUGGAUAAACUGUCAGAAAGCCAGGCAAGAGCGGGACAUACAAUAACAGCCACUCCUGCUGCCAGGGAGGAGGGAAAGACAAGCAGAGGGCAGGGAAAAAUGGACACACCUCCCUCUCUGGUUCAAAGUGCAGGGAGUUGCUGAGAAAAUCACAGGAACAAGAUCAGCGACAUGUGGAGCCAAUUUCUGGGGAACGUCAGGCCGGCGGUGCAUGAGCACUGGCCGAAAAGUGCCCUGGUACCUGCAGCUCUUGGAGUUGGAGGGGCAGUGGUUUGCUGGAUGCUGCUCAGGUCCAGGAAGAAAACCCUUGAAAUGGGAGAUGGAUGGUGGGCACUUGGGGCCCCACAGCAGAGAGAGGACACCAGUGUGAGGGCCUUCACUCUUGAGGUUUCUGACACAGAGAUUCAGGAUCUGUACCAGCGCUUGGACCGCACUCGCUUCAUCUCACCUCUAGAGGAUUCCCAGUUUCACUACGGAUUUAAUUCCAUUCACCUCAAACGUGUUGUCUCCUACUGGAGGAAUUCAUUUGAGUGGCACAAGCAAGUGGAGCUCAUCAAUAAAUAUCCUCAUUACAAAACAACUAUAGAAGGGCUGGAGGUGCACUUUAUACGUGUGAAACCAGCGCACCUCCCACCAGGACAGAAAGCUCGGCCUCUACUCAUGGUUCACGGCUGGCCGGGCUCCUUCUACGAGUUUUAUCGUAUCAUUCCCCUUCUGACAGAACCAUCUAAAUAUGGUCUGAACCCAAACCUUGCCUUUGAGAUCAUCUGUCCAUCCAUCCCCGGAUAUGGCUUCUCUGAGGCACCACAUAAGAAGGGGUUUAAUGGGGUGGCAGCGGCUCGGAUUUUCUAUAAACUGAUGCUGAGGCUGGGAUUUGGGGAAUUCUACCUGCAGGGAGGAGACUGGGGCAGCCUCAUCACUACAUUAUUGGCACAGAUGAAACCAGAAUGUGUGACAGGUCUCCAUUUGAAUAUGGCCUUUGUACCCAAGGGGGGCUUUGGUCAGACCAUAUCUCUGCUCCUGGGAAGAUAUGUACCUUGGCUGGUGGGCAUGACGCGGGAAGAUGUCAAUCGCUUAUAUCCAUAUUUUGAGAAGAACGUCUACGCGUUGCUGAGGGAGUCUGGCUACAUGCACAUCCAGGCCACCAAGCCCGACUCUGUAGGCUCUGCUCUCAAUGACUCUCCCGCCGGCCUGGCUGCCUACAUUCUAGAGAAGUUCUCAACAUGGACAGACCCAGAGUUCCGUAAACUUGAGGACGGUGGCCUUGAAAGGAAAUACUCCCUGGAUGACCUUCUCACUAACAUCAUGAUCUACUGGCUCUCAGGCUCCAUCACCUCCUCUAUGAGGUUCUACAAGGAGAACUUCACCCGAGACUUCCUCUACUCUCCAGCCAAUACGAUGGCUGUGCGUGUCCCCACAGGUAUUGCUUCUUUCCCCUGUGAGCUGAUGCACGUCCCACGCUCGUGGGCUAAGGGGAAGUUCAGAAACAUUAGCAGCUACACAUACAUGCCACGCGGGGGGCAUUUUGCAGCGCUGGAGGAGCCUGAGCUUCUUGCACGAGAUAUUCAGCACUUUGUGUUCAGGGUGGAGAAAUUGGGGCAAUAAGCUGUAAUCGACACAGGUAUGGGACCUGUUCUCCAAAAAACUCAGAUAAGGGAUCUUUCUGCAAUUUGGAUCACCAUACAUCUACUAAAAAAUCAUUUAAAUAUUCAACUAGGGAUGCACUGAAUCCGGUAUUUGGCCAAGAAUUGGCUUUUACAGUAGGAUUUGGAUUCAGCCAAAUCCAAGUGAUUGACUGUACCGAAUCCAAAAAAAUCACGUAAAUUUUCAUCACACAAACAAGGAAGUCAAAAAUGUUUUAGUUGCGUGGCACAAGCGGUUCUCUUUCCCCUUUAUUUCCCUAAUUUACAUAUGCAAAUUAGGGUCUGGAUUCAGUUCAGUAUUCACAAAGUAUUCGAAAUGCAUGGGCUAUCUAUUUAGCCAGUUUUUAUUUUCAUACUGAACAAUUCUUUUCAACCCAAUAGGAUUGUUUCACAUCCAAUAUAAAUUAAUUAUUUCUUAGCUUGGAUCAAGUACAAGCUACUGUACUUGAUCCAAACUAAGAAAUUAUUAAUUGGAUGUGAAAAGGAAAUCACUUUUUAAAAUUUUAAUUAUUUGAUUAAAAAGGAGUCUAUGGGAGAUUGCCUUCCUGUAAUUCUGAGCUUUCUGAAUAACGGGUUCCUGGAUAACGUAUCCUAUACCUGUACUGUAUAUUCCUGUCAAAUAAGCCCUGACUGCCUAAAGCUGGCCUUACACAUUAAGAUUUUAUUCCUUGUACAAUGAGCAUUUGGAUGGCGAUUGUUCAUUGUUUUUUGUAAAACUAACCAUUCACAUUUAAACUGUAGGAUUAAAGUAAGAAAAAGAAUUCAGACAAUGUUGUGGCCAUUAAUAGACAGACAGCAAUCAUACGUAAGUUAUGUCCUAGAGAUAGUAGUGGCAAUCACCCCAUGAUAUUGUCAGAUAGGCAAUACAUGCAGAGAUAAUAUCGUUAUCCGACAGAAAUCAUCUACCCUGUUCGAUCCACCAACGACUGAUUGGCAUGGUUUGAAAAUUGUCGGAAUGAUUAUUUGGGGCCCAUGCAUGGUCCGAAAAGCGUAUGUAAAGUAUGAUUAUAUCUGCCAGCUUUACCCUAAGCUGCUUCAUCUGCGCGCAACGUAUUGGCGGCAGCUUUGGCUCCAAUAUCAUUUGGUUAUUUUAUUCAAAUAAAGUGACAAUGUUUUGCCUAA